CCCGUGCCCCCCCCACUGCAGCCCCUGCAGAUCAAGGCCGUGGUGGCCCCGGAGCACGUCAGGGGGUACCUGUACGUGGAGGCCUACAAGCAGACCCACGUGAAACAGGCCAUCGAGGGCGUGGGCAACCUGCGCCUGGGCUACUGGAACCAGCAGAUGGUGCCCAUCAAGGAGAUGACCGACGUGCUCAAGGUGGUCAAGGAGGUCACCAACCUCAAACCCAAGGCCUGGGUCCGGCUCAAGAGGGGCAUCUACAAGGAUGACAUCGCCCAGGUGGAUUACGUGGAGCCAAGCCAGAACCAGAUCUCCCUCAAGAUGAUCCCCAGGAUCGACUUCGACCGCAUCAAAGCCCGGAUGAGCCUGAAGGACUGGUUUGCCAAACGCAAGAAGUUCAAGCGGCCGCCCCAGAGACUCUUCGACGCCGAGAAAAUCCGGUCCCUGGGGGGGGACGUGGCCUCCGACGGCGACUUCCUGAUCUUCGAGGGCAACCGGUACAGCAGGAAGGGCUUCCUGUUCAAGAGCUUCGCCAUGUCGGCCGUGAUCACGGAGGGGGUGAAGCCCACCCUGUCCGAGCUGGAGAAGUUCGAGGACCAGCCCGAGGGCAUCGACCUGGAGGUGGUGACUGAGAGCACAGGGAAGGAGCGGGAGCACAACUUCCAGCCUGGGGACAACGUGGAGGUGUGCGAGGGGGAGCUCAUCAACCUGCAGGGCAAGAUCCUGAGCGUGGACGGCAACAAAAUCACCAUCAUGCCCAAGCACGAGGACCUCAAGGACAUGUUGGAGUUCCCAGCCCAGGAGCUCAGGAAGUAUUUUAGGAUGGGUGACCACGUGAAGGUGAUCGCGGGGAGGUUCGAGGGCGACACGGGGCUGAUCGUGAGGGUGGAGGAGAACUUCGUCAUCCUCUUCUCUGACCUCACCAUGCACGAGCUGAAGGUGCUGCCCCGGGACCUGCAACUCUGCUCCGAGACGGCAUCGGGGGUGGACGUGGGGGGGCAGCACGAGUGGGGGGAGCUGGUGCAGCUGGACCCCCAAACCGUGGGGGUGAUCGUGAGGCUCGAGAGGGAAACCUUCCAG
Corapipo altera (White-ruffed manakin) is the source of this 1074-nucleotide messenger RNA. Its product is annotated as transcription elongation factor SPT5-like. The transcript has 8 exons. Lineage: Eukaryota; Metazoa; Chordata; Aves; Passeriformes; Pipridae. The record is from RefSeq and is a predicted model, not a curated record. The annotation marks the transcript as partial. Gene Ontology annotation, cellular component: DSIF complex. Gene Ontology annotation, biological process: regulation of DNA-templated transcription elongation; regulation of transcription by RNA polymerase II; transcription elongation by RNA polymerase II. Gene Ontology annotation, molecular function: mRNA binding.